UCACAUCAUCAUAAGAAGAAGAUGAUUUCACUGUUGGUGGAAAAAUAACAAUCAAAGCAAAACUAUUUAAUCUGAAAUCUUUAUUGAUGUAAUUUUCUGACCGCGAAAUAACCAGCAGUGAUCAAGAUGGCCGAUGAAGAGUUCACAGACAUAAAUGGCAACUGGAUUUCUUUAGACUGCCAAACGCACUCUUCUUUCUGCAGAGAGUUUACUGUUACCUCACCCAAACUGUCCUUGCGCAAGGUGAUGGUGUACACCUGCUGUGUAUGGUUAUUUGCUUAUGCUGUAUUCUUCUUCACGCAGAACACGGCGGUCCUGUCGAGUGCCAUCAUCCUCACGCUGGUUGGGAUGGUGAUUCAUAUUCACUUUGUGAAGGUGGACCAUGAGACCCUUCUCAUCAUCGGCUCUCUGGGUGUUCAGCUGUCCUCGUCUUACGCUUCUGGACGAGAAAGCACGACUUUCAUCGAGAUGAGCAAGCUGAAAGACAUCGUCAUCAACGAGGCUGUUUAUAUGCACAACAUCAUAUACUAUCUGUGCAUUCUGAUUAAGGACCCGGCAGAUCCUGAGACUGUGACCAGUGUUGUUCCUCUCUUCCAGAGUUCAAAGCCUCGGCUCAAUUGUUUGAUUCAAGUGUACAAGAGCUGUCAAGAGAUUCUAGCACAGAGCAGAUGACGCAGAGGACUCCAUGUCUUUCGCUCAGCAGAGGCUUUCUUUGAAGAUGAAUGAAGAUUGGAAAACUCCAGAACGAAUCAUAAGCACAUUGUUGGUAGCUUUUUUUGUAUUGUCACUAAUACACAAUGCAUUUUGUUACAUGCAGAGGUUUUUUAGAUACGUUUUGCGUCCACAAACAUUUGUACAGUACAGUAUUCUCGCCUCAUUUAAAACAUUAUUGAAUGAUCAGCCAUUUAGUUUUUUAGGAUGUGUUCACACUUGGUUGAUUAGGUUUGAUUAAGUUGUUGGUGCGGUUUAUUUGAAUAAGUUUGAAUGCUGAACUUUGACAAUUAGCGCUGCGUGAUUUUGUAAAACGACUGACAAUGGAAUAUUUUCAAUAUAUAUUUUAAUAU
Danio aesculapii is the source of this 1064-nucleotide messenger RNA. RefSeq names its product phosphatidylinositol glycan anchor biosynthesis, class H (gene pigh). The record is from RefSeq and is a predicted model, not a curated record. Gene Ontology annotation, cellular component: glycosylphosphatidylinositol-N-acetylglucosaminyltransferase (GPI-GnT) complex. The transcript is spliced from 5 exons. Lineage: Eukaryota; Metazoa; Chordata; Actinopteri; Cypriniformes; Danionidae. Gene Ontology annotation, biological process: GPI anchor biosynthetic process. Bases 127 to 672 code for a protein of 181 amino acids.